UCCUCUCUUUCUCUUCUCGUUUUGCAACUUCCGGCGAUCACGAUGCGAGGCCACCGGAGCAACUUUUCGCUGGCCACGUCCGUCGACCUGGACGUCGAAGGUGGCGGCAGACUGGACGAGGACUACGAUGGAGGCUGGCCCUCGUCGUCGCAGCUGGCCUGGUCGGCCAAGGGACCCGCGGCGUCGGUUCCCAGCAUGGGCAUCCUUCGUUCGGCUCGCUGCCACCUUGCCUGGGCCCGCUGCGGCUUCAGCGACGCCAAUCGAUGGAAGGAAGCUGCGCGUGUGGCCAUGGGUGCUCCCGAUGUUCGCAACUCCAUUCUCAAGGGUCUCAUCUUGACCUCGACGAUCGCUGCGCUCAUCUUCUUCUUCGAGCUCGCCUUUUUCCCCAGCCAGCUCUUCUUCUCGACACACGACCCAGAUGCCAGCUCGAUUGGCAGCGUCUUCUGGCUCUACCCACUAGUGGCUGGGAGCUACUUUCUGGCCUCGAGCUGGACCGUCGACGUCGCCCAGGCCACCUACCAGCUCAAGCACGGCCGCUUCCUCAGCGUCGCCGACUUCCAGGCGCCCAAUUCGCCGGGCUUUUCGACCACGUCGAGGGUGGUGGCCGAGAAGUCGUACCUCGUCAUUCUCGUGGUGAACUACACCAUCAUCAGUCUGAUCCUGCAGCAGGUCCCCAUUGUCGGCAAAUGGCUCUCCUUCUUCUUCAUGUCUUUCAUCGACGCAUACUACUGCUUUGAGCAGGCGUGGAUCGCACGAGGCUGGGCCGUGGAGCGGCGCAUGCGGUAUGCCGAAUCGCGCUGGGCCUACUUUGUCGCUUUUGGCCUUCCAUCGACGGCCGUCUCCUUCUUCCACCCCUCGGGUCUCCUCAACCUCAUGCUCUUCAUGCUCUGUUUCCCCAUUUGCUCUGUGCUGGCCAUGCUCGCGAACCCGCAACCGCGCGUCGCACCCACCUCGUCGGUGUCGGACGUCACGAGCCCCAAGCUGGCCACCUCGCCCUCUUCCUUCUCCAACGGGUCCUCCGCGACCGGCUCGGUGGCAGGAGGCGCAGGCACGCUCUCUGCCUUUAUGCCCGCUCGUCUGCCCAUCUUCUGGCCCACUGUCAAGGUCUACCGCAUCAUCCUGAGCCUGUUCCCUGCAUCGUCUGCGCCUUCUUCGGGUGGAGCAGGGCCCGCCCGGUCACUGCAUCAACAGCAGCAGCAGCAACCGCAGCACUUUGCCGCACCGCGCUUUGCCCCGACGCAGUACGGCGUGGGCGCAGGGUCCGGCGUCGAUGUUGGCAUCCCGAUGGGCGGCGGCGGCGGCGGCGCAGGAGGGCCGUCGUCGAUGGGAGGACCAGGGUCCACGGGGACGAGGAGGACAAAUGCAGCUGCGCAAUUUGUCGAUGGAGCGUGGAGCGGUGGCGCGCCGGGCUCCUCACCCAGGCUGGGAGGCGGUCCACCGAAACUCAAUGGCGCCACGCCACCGCCAUCUGCCUCUGGCGUCUACCCAUCUGCGACUUAUCAGAGUCAGCCGGUUCCGCCGCCACCAAAAGUCGCACCGAGGUCUGCGGCUGCUGGCUCGGGCGCAAAGAAGAGGGAUUAGAACAUUACGUUACUAUUUUUUUGUUGAUUGUGUCAAGGGUUGGUGGUCAUUCAACUACGAGGUAUCAGGCGCAUGAAUGUCAAUAAUGGUC
Molecule: messenger RNA, 1672 nt
Organism: Acaromyces ingoldii
Lineage: Eukaryota; Fungi; Basidiomycota; Exobasidiomycetes; Exobasidiales; Cryptobasidiaceae
Exons: 3
Coding region: 43-1581 (512 amino acids)
Biological process (GO): macroautophagy
Cellular component (GO): endoplasmic reticulum
Source: RefSeq, a predicted model, not a curated record